This is a messenger RNA of Aureobasidium subglaciale EXF-2481, 1389 nucleotides long. RefSeq lists its product as uncharacterized. The record is from RefSeq and is a predicted model, not a curated record. NCBI's taxonomy places the organism in Eukaryota, Fungi, Ascomycota, Dothideomycetes, Dothideales, Saccotheciaceae. The coding region runs from base 1 to 1389 and encodes 462 amino acids. The transcript has 2 exons.
AUGAGCAGACCAGCAUCCAAGGCAUCAGCUCCUCCAUCGCCUGACGAAGCUCUGCAUAUACCUGCCGCCAAUGCAUCGUCAUCAGCUCUACCUCAGCCUCCCCCGGCGACGAUGCGUAAUCGCUUGACGACAAAGACGACUCCUCCCAUGUCAGGUGGAGCUUCGCCAGUCGAGCCUCUGCUCUCUCGCCGUCGCUCCUCGCUGCUGUCCUUCUCCAGCUUGGAUGACACGCGACAAUCUGCCGGAGACUUUAUUCGACCGACCCUAGGUCUUGAAGACGACGAUACAACCACUCUCGAGGACGUGUCUCACUGGCACAGCUCUCCGCUGGCCUUUGCUGUUCUGCCUGCCAUUGCUGGUCUCUUCUUUACAAACGGAAGCGCCUUUGUCACCGACAUCAUCCUGCUCGGCCUAGCUGCUUUGUUCCUCAAUUGGAGUGUGAGACUGCCAUGGGACUGGUAUCGCUCGGCUCAGGCUCAAUUUACUCUAGAUCAAUUGGACUCCCCUCGCUCGAUCCCACGGGACACAGACAACGACCAUGACCAACGACGCCAGACGCCCGAGAAUGUCCACGUCAGUCAAGAGCAGGAAGGCGCCGCUGCCAAUCUCCGUCAACAUGAGCUCUUGGCCUUGGUCUCUACAUUCUUGUUUCCAGCCUGCGCUGCCUACCUGCUGCAUGUCAUUCGUCGUCAGCUUUCACGGCCAUCAGAAGGCCUGAUAUCAGACUACAACUUGACCAUCUUUCUCCUUGCCGCUGAAAUCCGUCCAGUCAGACAAUUGAUCCGUCUGUUUACUCAACGAACUCUACACCUUCAACGCAUUGUUCGUGGCAGUACAGAUCCCGCACUACUGAACAAGAAAGACAAGGCUAUCUCUGAGCUUGCAUCUCGCUUGAUCGUCCUAGAGGAGAAGUUUGGCAAUCAACUGUCGUCUCCAGGUGUUUCCGUGGUCCAAAAAGAGUAUGUCUCUGCUCUCUCCAGCGAUAUCAAGAAGCGUUACGAACCUCGUCUGGAUGCUUUGGAGCGCGCUGUCAGAAGAUAUGAGAAACGAGCUACAACCCUGACCUUGCUCACCGAGCAACGUCUACAGUCUUUGGAGAAUCGUCUACAGGACGCUUUGAGCUUGGCCGCCGUCGCUGCCCAGUCGUCGAGUAAACCAGGCGUUGUCGCUGCUAUUCUUUCUGCUCUCGCAAAGACUAUGGCGAUCCCUCUUGAGCUCGCCUGGUACGCACUUGUAUGGCCUUUGAAGAUGACAGAGUUGGUGAUUAAGAAAGCUGGCAUACUGGUAAUUGGUCCAACACAUCCUCCUCGUCGUCGCAAUGAUUCCAAAGGUCCAAAAGUCAAGUCUGAAAAGAAGAAGGAUGACUCGUAUUUCUCGCGGCAUUAUUGA